This is a messenger RNA of Archocentrus centrarchus (flier cichlid), 1074 nucleotides long. RefSeq names its product butyrophilin-like protein 1. The record is from RefSeq and is a predicted model, not a curated record. Gene Ontology annotation, biological process: regulation of cytokine production; T cell receptor signaling pathway. Gene Ontology annotation, molecular function: signaling receptor binding. Bases 355 to 1074 code for a protein of 239 amino acids. NCBI's taxonomy places the organism in Eukaryota, Metazoa, Chordata, Actinopteri, Cichliformes, Cichlidae. Gene Ontology annotation, cellular component: external side of plasma membrane. The transcript has 4 exons.
CAGUUCUCUGAGAACAGGCGGCUCUCUCAUCCACAGACAGAGGACAGGAUGGAGACAAAUCUUUGUUAAUGUUAUUACUAAAGGAUUCAUGUUAAUGGCACAGUUUGGUGAACUGCAGUGAGUCUGUGCUGCAUGACUUCAGUCAGGUCAAACACACGCAUCCUCCUUCCUCCUUACAGCCUGUGUGGAGGAAGACUCGUCCGUUCCUGCUCCCGCCUGUGUCACCGUCCCGGUGUGGGAGACCUGCGGACGCUCGGAUUUGGUUCAGGUUUCAGGUUUGCCUGAUGGUGCAGGAACCUUCUAACCUUCUGGAUCUGUUACAGACGCAGCGAAGAACAGACUUGAUCCAGCAGCAUGAUUUUAUCAGAGCUUUUCUCUCUGUGCCUCUUUCCUCUGACUGUGUCUUCAGUCACAGCAGCACCUGGCCCAGGACCCGUCACUGUGGUUGUACCUGCAGGAAGUUACAUCAUGUUACCGUGCUCCCUCAGCACCCAGGAGAGCCUCGGGCAGAAGCGCUUUGAUUGGAAGAAAGACGAUCAGAGGGAGGUGUUCGUGUAUGAUGCCGGCCUUCAUUUCAAUAACGGCCUUCCAGGUCAGGACGAGCUCUUCAGAGGACGGGUCUCUCACUUUGCAGACCGGCUGCAGUUCGGUAACGCCUCCAUAACCAUCAGAAACACCAGGGUGGCUGACAGUGGAGACUACACCUGUGCUUUUCCACUUCAUCAGAGAGAAACGUGUAACAUAUGGACCAAAUGUGCAGCUCCAAAGCCUUUUGUUGGGAUCCUGAAUGUCACAGAGGGCGGGGUUCUGCUGAAGUGUGAGGUUCCAGGUGCUUCUCCAAAGCCUAAAGUAGAGUGGCAGGACAGCGAUGGGAACCUCCUUCCUGCUGAGGAGCCACAGGUGUCACACAGAGGAGACCUCUACUACAUCACCCUCCUCACCACGGUGACCAGGACCAACACCAACCGCUUCCUCUGUGUGGCCACACAGGAGGAGCUCAGCCAUGUGAUCCACGAUGAGUUCCACGUUCCAGGGUCAUGGCCACACCUGCAGCGGGGUCUUACCCUCUUCUGA